GUGUCAUGCUGGCCGCUGUGGAGUCUGAAAUGAGAUCCAACCCGUUCUCCGGCAGAUCAACCUGCUCUCCGACAACCAACGCGGACUUUAAGCGGCAGGACGCGGCUCGGUGUCAGAGACCCGCCCGACCCAACCGAGCAUGAAGGGAACAAUGUUUAACCCCCCGCCUCGGAACCGUGAAAACGCCCCCACCGGUGACUCUGCAGCGGAUCCUGUUCGCAUCAACACAUCCCUGCUGAGCCCGACGACCUGCGAGGCUCCCUGCGAAACGACGUGGCCGCCGCCCGGAGCCAGGAUGCGGAUCUCCAAGGCCAACAAGGGCGCGGUGGUGGUGAGAGUGGUCCGGCGGCAUUCCUCCCCGCAAUCGGCCAGCCUGGAGGAGGUCUGGAGUCCGAGAGAGGAGAAACCCCGGAACCCCGAGAGGAAGAAGCCGUCGGAAGCGGCUAAAAACGGGGUUGAAGGGCAAGGUGGGGGGCCACCCCGGAGCAGGAAGAGCCGGUUCCGAGCCCCCGACGUGAGGACCAUCUUCUCCCCCGAAGAAAAGGACCCCAGAGUGAAGGAGGAGACCGGGGAGGGACACACCUUCGAGCCCGGAGGCGAGAACAACUGGUGCGAUGUGUGCUGCAAUUAUAUCCUUCAACACGGACUCACCUGUGCAGGUUGUAAAUAUGCUUGUCAUGCUGAAUGUCGAGAGAGAGUGUCACUCGACUGCCAUCCUGCUGCGUCGCCUCUCAGUCAGGACCAUCUGAACAACAACAACACGCCGCUCCAUGAUGUGGAGAAGGAACGAGAAGUACGGACGGAGUUCAGCAGGGAGGAAAUCCAGCAGAAAAUUGACCAGUACAACUCUCUGACCAGAGACUACCUUAAAAUGACUCUGAACCCUACUGGUGUGUACACUGGUUUCGUCAAGGUCAUGAUGGAUCUGAGGCGACCGGUGACGGUGCGCGGAGGUCAGAGGGCAGCGGGAGGAGCCACGAUGGGAGAGGCCUUCUAUCUACCGCGAGGAGUCAUCAACACUCUCCACAUCAGCUCUGAAAACACGGUCAAGCAGGUGAUCAUGGCGCUGCUGAACAAGUUCACGGUGGCAGACAACCCGGCCAAGUACGCGCUGUACAAGCGUUGCCGUAGAGACGAGCAGGUGUAUGUGUGCAAGCUGGCGGACGUUGAGAAGCCGCUGUUCCUUCGCCUGGUGGCCGGACCCGACCUCGACACGCUCAGCUUCGUUCUGAGAGAACAACAGACCGGAGAAGUUAUGUGGGACGCCUUCUCCAUCCCAGAGCUGCGAAACUUUCUCCGGAUACUUGACAAAGAGGAGCAGGAGCAGAAGGAGGCGAUAAUUCGCCGCUAUGAAGUCUGCCGCCAGAGACUGCAGGAGGCCAUGAUGGCGGUCGGAUCGCCUUCGUAGAGGAUUUACCCUCCAUCAAACCAAAUGGACGUUGUUUUUCUGUUGUAAAUCUCCUCGGAGGUGAACGUGUUGGUGGAGGGACGGCUGUGAGUAUGGAGGGAACCAGCACCUGGACGGAGGGAUGGUUUGGAUAAAAGACUUGAAGGACAAAUAAGAAAAUAAAUGAACUUGUAGACUUCCUUCACUCGCCAAAGAUUCAUUCACAUGCCACAUAAUUUCCUCUCAACCAUCCCUCGUUCUUUUUUCUUCUGCUGUCACAUAAUUUAUCUUGAUUCCUUUUUGUUUCUUUCACUUUAUUUUGACUAGUGAAAGACUUGAGGCUGUAUUUUUUUAAUUUAAUGCCUUUGUCUUAAAGGUUUGUAAAUAUUAUUUCUUAAUUUAUAUGGGGAAAGCUUUAUCUUUUUUCUCCUUUUUUUUUUUUUUUAAAAAAGCGAGUCUUAUUUUGUUUUAUUUCGAGAAAGAAACAAACGUGUUUUUGACGCAGACAGAAUAGUUUAUCAGGGCUUUUACUAGAUGAUGAGUCAAUCAGAUGCAUGUAAUUAAACAAAAACUCUGAGGAAAUAAGAAAUGAAAACUAGAUGUAGCUGGAAAUGGAGUAUUUCUACAGAAAAAGUAGCUUUUUACAAAACAUAUGGAGUCCCAGAUGUGCCAAACUCAAAAACGUAUACAUUUAUUUUAACUAAAGAAGUAGUUUAUAUUAAAUGUCUUGAAUUGCUUUUAUGUUUUAUUAUUUUAAAAAAAUCAAAAAUUCAAGAUCCACAUGUUGAUAUCAAAUAUUUGAUUUUUUUUUGUUACAUUUAUUUUUUUUAGUUCAAUAUUAUGUUCAAGUCAUUUUUUUCUUUUUCUUUGAAUUUCGGCAUGAUGUUAGAGCCUGACCACUUUUUAAAAACAUUAAUUUC
Molecule: messenger RNA, 2307 nt
Organism: Xiphophorus hellerii (green swordtail)
Lineage: Eukaryota; Metazoa; Chordata; Actinopteri; Cyprinodontiformes; Poeciliidae
Gene: rassf3
Product: Ras association domain family member 3
Exons: 7
Coding region: 140-1408 (422 amino acids)
Biological process (GO): signal transduction
Cellular component (GO): cytoplasm
Source: RefSeq, a predicted model, not a curated record